Molecule: messenger RNA, 1586 nt
Organism: Styela clava
Lineage: Eukaryota; Metazoa; Chordata; Ascidiacea; Stolidobranchia; Styelidae
Source: RefSeq, a predicted model, not a curated record
CUCGCAGUGAAACUCACGUGUCACACAGUAAGUGAGUUAAUGGCCGUAAUUGUGCAUUGCUGGGAUAUAUGGGACGAGUCGGAUUUUCAAGAUUUUUACAGAUAAAUGAGUGGGUUAUUAUAGAAAACUCUACAUUCUAUUUUAACUCUGAAAAUGGAAAAACCAAAAUCAGUGAACGUUUGGCUCGGAUCAGAACCUGGAAUCCUAAAAGCCGUUGAUCUUGUCGGAAAAGUUGCAACGAAUUAUUACGAUCAAUCAAAUAUCGGGAAAGAACAGGAAAUUAUUUCAAUGUGUCGGGAGGGUAGUGGCAGCUCUAAGAUUUACACGGGACAUAAAUGUGGCACAAUAAGACAAUUUGACUACAAUACGGGGCAGUUUAACCCCCCAAUUCCAAUCCCCGAAUUUGAUACCUCGUCUGAUGAGUUAGUAAGAAUCUACAAACAUGAUGAAUCCUUCGUUACUUGUACUACAAAAGGAAAUUUCUUGGUUUGGAAAAAUCAAGAAAAUACGUCGGGAAUUAUACAAAACAGUAAUUUAGGGCCUAAUAUCCAUGAUGUUGUCUUUAAUAAAGAUAAAAGUAAGUUUGCCUCCGGUGGUAAAGAAAACGCUUUGAAAGUUUUUGAUUCUGAAAGUUUAGAAAACCCGAUUUUUAAAGCGAAAAAUGUUCCACAUGACUGGUUACAACUCAGAGUCCCUAUUUGGGUCACAGGAAUUCGUUUUUUCGAAAAUUCGUCCAAAAUUGUAACAUGUACCGGGAAAAGUCAAGUUAGAUUGUAUGAUACUGCAGCUGAACAGCGAAGGCCGGUUAUAGAAAUGAAAUUUGAUGAAUAUCCGCUUACUGCUGUCUCUUUGACGCACAACGAGAAUCAAGUCAUAGCUGGAAACACCCGAGGUAUGGUCGGAAUGUUCGACUUACGUAAAAAGGGAUUGGUUCGUUCUUUCAAGGGAUUAGCGGGGGGUGUACGAUGCCUCGAAUGCCACCCUACAUUGGAUUAUAUUGCCUCGUGUGGUCUCGAUAGAUUUUUACGGAUCCAUAAUAUAAACACUGGUAAAUUGGAAUAUAAAGUUUAUUUGAAAGCGAGAUUAAAUUGUCUCAUGUUCAGUGAUCUUGAUUUUAUCGCUGAUGCGCGAAAAGCCGCUGAUGCAGAAAAAGAAGCGGAGCAAACUCGAAAACGUAAAUUUGACAACGAAAUUUUGGAUGGGGAAGAUGACACCUUGUGGCGAAAAAUGAAAACUAUCAAUGACAAUGAUGACUCAGCAAAUUCCGAAAGUGAUGAUGAUGAACAAAAUGAUGAGUCAUCAUAUUCUAGUGAUGAUUCUUCUUAACAAUACCAGACAGUCUACCUUUGUUAGAUUGUUUGCAUGUAUGGUUAUUUGCUGUAAACUGUAACAGCAUUUGUACCAAAUAAAUAUAUGAUUAGCAGAGGCACUAAACCAGGUGUCGGCAACCUUUCGUCGCUCGCGGGCCUAAAUUAAGGUUGCAAGUCAUUAGCGGGCCGCACAUAUUUUUAGAAAGUUGAAAAACCGAACGGAUGGUGCUUUUUAUAAUAAAAAUCAAGCAGUGAUACAUCUCUCGAAUAGGAUAU